Molecule: messenger RNA, 6178 nt
Organism: Lymnaea stagnalis (great pond snail)
Lineage: Eukaryota; Metazoa; Mollusca; Gastropoda; Lymnaeidae
Source: the annotation of a GenBank genome assembly
CUUUCCCUUUAUGUAUAUACUUUUUUUUCCCCAUUAUGAAAUUGUCUCUGCCUCAAAAGGUUGGUAUCAUCAAUUACGUAUAUUAGUAUGUGGACAUAUAACUGAUGAUUGAAUUUACAAUAAAAAUACUUUAUUUUGAAUGAACAUCUGACUCAUGCCAGAAAAGUAUGCCUGUCUGAUUAUCUGUCUAUUUUUAUUAUUAUUAGUAUCAUCUUGCCGACUGUGCAGUGAGUGUCUCUAGACUAGAAGAGUACAACUUCAGUCAGUCAGGGAACUAGUGGUGGACUCAAUUUUCAAUUCUGUCAACUGAACUACGCUUACACUCUGCGCUGACUGAUACUGAUACUGAAAACAUCAGAGAAGUAGAAGUCACAGAGUGGGGGAGGGCUGCUAAAACACCCAUUUGAGCACAAAAAUUGAAGGCGACAGACGUAUAUUCAUAUAACUAUAACAUAAUGUUUAUUGCCUGUAUUGUAUCUGUAUAAUAUAGGCAUAGUCCUAUAGCUCUACUAUAUACUUGUUACUUAGUAAUGAUAAAUUAAUUAUACCUUAUCCUUACUAAUACUGCUGACAAUUAAUAUUAUAUCAAGUUCAUGAAUAACCUCAAUAAAGUCUUACACUGUUUUACAGAAAUACUAAUUUUCAUUGAUUUUAAUUAGUUAUAGUAUAGUUGUUUUACUUAACCAUAAACUGUAAUUUAUUCUUAAGAUUGCUAAUCGAUUCCGCAUUGACCUAUCCAUAUAUGUUGCUGGUGGUACUUUAAGGUUUUCCUGGGGGUUGGUAAAAAUGCUUAAAUUUAAAGGUAUGUAAUGUAGUAUGUUCACUUAUUACUUUGUUUCUUAACUUCCUGUGACCACAUGCUACCGACUGCCACAAAAAUGGGGCCAAGUUUCAUUUUCACAGGUUUGUUGAGAGUUGCAGUAUAAUGUUGGCUCCCAAUACAAUACCAUCAUAUUUUAUCAUUGUGCAUCCAUUAUUGCCAUUAUCAUUAGCUGACAGCAUAGCAGCCAGUAGAAAAUGGAGUGGUAAAAAAAAAAAAUGAUGAAUUUAAUAUCAGCUGACUUAUUUACAAAAUUUAAUUAUAAGUUGUAUUUGAUAGUAGCCAUAUUUUGUAUUUCAAAGAUUAAAAUUUGUGAAAUUGAUUUCAAGUUUGAUUUUAUGGGAGUGGGCAAGACAAGAAAAUAUUUUAGAUGUACAAAGUCUUUUUUUAAAAUAUAGACGGUAUCAAAAGAUUUUUUAAAACUUUAUAUUUUAAUUUUUCCUCGCAGUUGGUUGUUAUUUGUAAAAUUAUUUAAAAGAAAAUAGCUGAAUUUAUUUAUUAAAGAGCAACAGGUCUAUGACAGUUGCGCUAGCACAUAAAUUUUAAAUUGAUAAAUAUGAACCAAAUUUCUGAAUCUUAUGCCAUAGUUUUGCCUGCUCGGUGUUAUCACCUACAUGGGAUAUCUCUGUCAGGGGGUUCUCAACGUUGAUUCACCACUGACAUUUUUGGCUUCAACAAAUCCUUUAAGCAUACAAAUGUCAUUUUUUAUACCUAACAGCAUCAGUUAUUUUUAUUUCAUUUAGGUGAAUCUAUAGUUAUAAAAUUUUCAAAAUAUUUCGUAACUGUCAUCAUUUACUACCGGUAUAAUAUUAUUUUUAUAUUAAAUAAUGUGUCUCUACAAAUAUGUAGUGAAACCAUCCAUCCAUCCAUCCCUGUGCCGCUACAGCCCAUGUAGGGCUUUGGCCUGCCUCACCACUUCCUUCCACUCAGACCUAACUAAUGCCGUUCUUUUCCAUGCUUGGACUUUCAGCUGCUGUAGAUCUUUUUCCACAUUAUCUAUCCACCUAAGCCAAGGUCUGCCUUUGAGCCUUUUUCCUCUGGGGUAUUGGUGAUGCACCCUCUUCAUUCCUUUGUCAUUUUGCAUUCUCUCUAGGUGUCCUGCCCAGUGUAGCCUGCCUCUUUUUAUUUCUGCCACUAUUGUGGGAUCCUGAUAUAGUGUAUAAUUCAUGGUUGGUUCGCAUUCUCCAUCCAUAUUCAUCCUUUGUAGGCCCAUAUAUUUUCCUGAGAACAAGCAGUGAAACCAGUUAUACCAUUAAUUAAUUAUUUGUUAACAUGGUUGUAUCUUUGCUGCUGCUGCUUUUUUUAUUAUCCCAACGCUUGUUUAAAACUAUGAUAAAUAAGCUGUAACUUAUGUAUUUUUCAAUUUCUGCAAUCAAAUUUCCCUAAUCCAAUGUUAGGCUAAAAAAUACUGUGAUCCUCACCUAUUUUCCAGUUAGGAUUUACUUCCUCAUACAAUUUAAAUGUCAUAAAAUCUAGAUCUUGCUUUUAACCGGCCUCCAUAAUUAAGGCACAUAAUAUUGAUAUUAAUACAUUCUCCAUCACAGGGUUUUAAAUGGAAAGACAUCAGCUUAUUUUGGCAUGCAUUCCAGCAUUCAUCAAUGGAAUUUCAAAUUACUGCUUUCAAAAUUAGAUUAACAGCACAAUGAACUUGGGAAUGAUCUUUUCAUGAUGUGGAAAAAACUGACACCACUUGCCUGAAGUUGAAUCCUUUUGAAUUUUUUAAUAUGGUGAUCCCUAUGGGUUAAUUUCCGUAGUUAAAAUAAAUCGCCUACACUAUAAAAAUCUUUAUACCGGUAUAGAUUAUUAUUUUAUGGGCUGUUUGUAAAAUACUAGGGGUAUUGGGGUAGUGGUGUGAAGAGAGUGGGAGUCAGAAAAGGAGAUGGUUAGGGGUAUUGUUUACUUUUAAUUGCAUGAUUAGUUCAAAAAAAAUCUGAUCUCUCAAUUCAAAUAGUCCUUAUCUCCUGUUUCAUUUUUUAUUUUCAGAAGAGACAUCACGAGGGAUUAACAACAUCAAUAAAAUAAAUAAAAUGACAUCUUUCUUGAAAAAGUAAUAAUAUAUGAAGUGGCUAAUUUGUUAAUGUUCAUCAAAACUAAUAAGAAAACAUAUUUUUCUAGAGGUGGACCUAAUAUUGACUUUUUUUGUUGUUGUUGACAAAAUUGUUCAUAUUUUGAUAGGUUUGCAUUACAAAUGGCUGAACACAUUCUUAUUUAUCAUCACUUAGUUUUAGCACCUACUUAAAAUGAAAGAUCCAGAUUUAUAAUAAUUGUACCAAGUUGUGAAUCUUCGGGUCAAGUCCUCAAAUAUUAACAUUAGUAGUUUUAGAUAAAAAUUUCUAGAUUUAAACAAUCAUCUUGCUGUCAUCAUGUCAUACCAGCAUGGCUCCGUAGAGUCCAUGGAUGAUAUGGAUCAAUUGUGUGAUGAGAUGGAAAACCUAACAGAAAUGGCAGAUGUUGAUGAUGUACCAUCAGCACUGAUUAUAGCCAACAUAGAUAUCAGUGUCUUUGAAGAUCAAUCAGCACAGGUACGGUAAUUUAAGUUAAUAUCAGUGUUUUAAUUAUUUUUGUUUUGUUUUUUUUUUCAUUAUAUGAGAUGUAUUAAUAUGAAUUGUAAAAAUUUAUCUAACCUUGUAUGUUGGCUUAUUAGCUUUUUUAAAUUUUAAAAUAAUUAUAAGUCUGGGUAUAAACUUUUUAAAUAAUAAGAUUUCUAACAAAUUAAGGUUUGUUAGUUUUUUAAAUUUUGUUUAGUCCUGUACCCUGUAACUUAACAGGGUAAUUUUAAAUUCCAAAUUGUUGUAUAUUUUACAACUUGUGAUUUUACAAUUUAGCAAGUGAUUAUCAUAUAAACUUUCAACUCAUUUUGUCCAGCUGUAUACUAAGGAGUUUAUUGGCAUUUAAUAUCUUACAAACAGAAAACUAGUUCAAAAUCAAAACAUCUUAAACUUGUUACUUGUGUGGAGACUUAUUUUACUGAGUCAUUUGUAUUUAAUUCUAAUGAAAUUCGUUAUUAACUUUUCAUUGAAGAAAUUUUGCAUUUUACAAAAUAAGGCUAUAUAUAUUGCAUCUUUGUCCUUCAGUUAACAUUUGAAAACAUAUUCAAAGAACUGGACAAAGAAGUUAGCUUCAUAUACUUAAAGAACUUUAGAAGGGCACGGCUACAGUUUUCAUCUUCUGAUUUUGCAUCUGUGGCUAGAAUUCGUUAUGAUGGUGUAUCAAUCUGUGGGCAGAGCAUCAAAUGUUACUUUGUUCAGGUAUGAAAUCUUGGGUAGUGGUACCGAUAAAUAUAAUUUCUUAUAAGAUUUCUUUUAUUGUAGAAUACUAUUAAAUUUGCUUUGCGCAUGACUAUCAUCCCUUGGUAGAAAAUGUUGCAUCCUCUUUAGUAAAUUUCAGCUUCAAAAAAAAAGCAGCUGAAUGAAAGUAUUUUUUUUCUGAUCUGUAAAUAACAUAAAUGUGUUUACCUUUGUAUUUGUAAAACUAUACUGUAUUGUAAAUUGAUCUAUAUAUUUUGCAUUAUUUAUUCUCUUGACUGUGGAACCUCUAUUUUCCUAAUGAAUGUGGGACAUUUUAACAUAUUGACACAAACUGUUACAAAUUAUUUUUUUUUAAACUGUUCAUUGAGAUCAAAAUAUAUUUUCCUUAUUCCUUCCAGCAAGUGCGUCAACAGAAUUCAGACAACACACAUUUACAGCCACCAGCACCACAAAAGAUGUUUCUCAUCUCUCCACCAGCAUCUCCUCCAGUUGGAUGGGAACCUGUCCCAGAGACAGAGCCUGUAAUAAAUUAUGAUCUGCUUAAUGCCAUUGCUAGACUUAAUCCAGGUAAUAGAAAACAGUUACUUGUGCAUCGAUAAACUUCUGCCUAUUUUAAGUAAUAGUUUAACAGGAUAAAGAAAGUUUGUAUUAUCAUCUUGUGCACCUUUACAUAGAGCUUUUAGAAUGUAAACAUAGCUAAAAUUAACUUUAUUCUCAUUUUAAACGUUUUCUUAAUUUUCACUUUGGAACAGUCAUUUUCAAUUUAAACAUUAUGCUAUAACUAUUUAGUUCCAAUAGUAAGGAACAUUUUAAAAACUUUAAUAAUGAUAUGCACUAGUCAGAUUUUUAUACCAGCUGUGCUGCAAGUGAAUGUUUUUAAAUUAUUAUAGCUUGUAUUGCUCCAAUUCCUUUAUUUUUUUUAAAGAUAGCUUUACCUAUUGAAUAGUGUGCUUAAACUUAGAACAGACAGCAGGCAACAUUUGUAUUAAUGUUUCAAACAGUGAAGGGACAUUACAUUUACUUUUUACUUCCACAUUGUGGUUAAAUAAUAAAGGAUCAUAACCUCCAGAUUUUUAUUGAAAUUCAAAAAUUGCGUUUUAAAAUGUAACAGAAUUAUUUUAUUGUUGCUAUUUAAAUUGUUUGUUUCAGUCAUUCUAAGAUGAUGUGUAGACUAUUCAUAGCCACACUUUUGUAUUAAAUGCUAAUUUUCUUUGCUAUUAAAAGGGGAAAUCCACGAGGUACAUCCUCCAUCAGUGGCUGCACCAGCAAUUGUUGUGCACCUCUGUGAAGACCCUGAAGGAUAUGAACCCGGAAAACUGCGUCAGAAAAUAAUGCAGACAAAGAGGCCGGAAGGUGGCACCAGUUAAGUCUCACAACACUGGUGUUUGUAUUUUUACUUGUUAAAUUGAUUACCCAUAGAUUCUUGGGGGAUGAAAUCCAUUGUGAGCAAAAUGAGUAUGAAUACAAAGUCCUUGUGUGCAUUAUGAAAACAUGGAUUGGAUUUUCAGAAGAUUCUUGAAAUAUUUUCCCAUUAUAUUGCUAGCCAUAUCCACGUUUAUCAUGUUGGAUUUGUUCUAGAUGCAUGUAGAAUAAAUAUAUGGUGUCAUGUUCAGUAAAAGGGGUUUUGAGUGCAAUGAUUGUAAGUUUAAUUUUUUUAUAUUUGGACAAUAUAAUUUGCUUCGAUCAUUGAAAAAAGCAGUACUCGCAUUUGAAUAUUGUGUAAAUAUAUGUCUUGUAGAGUGUAACGAUAGUAUUGCUUAUUGAGCUAGCACAAGGUUGUAGCUUUUUAAAAUUUUGUUUUAAUAGCAGUAUUGCCAAUAAAAAAGAGUCAAUGUGACAUUCCAAAAUGUUGAUGGAGUAUGAUAAAAUAUUGUAAGAAUAUGAUUCCGCAUCAUAUAAAUAAGGUUAUUGUCAAAUGUGUGUAAUGCCACUAGAAAUGGGUUAUAAAAAAAACAAUUAAAAGAUGUUCAUUUGUACUUUUUGAAGUGGUGAUAAUGUUAGUUAAUUUCUUUUCUUUUUACAUUGCCAAAAACACUGAGUUAUUGGAUUUUUUUUUUUUUGUAAUCUAACAUCUUUAAAUGUGUUUAUUAACCUUCCAUCAGUGGGGGGA